UGAUCUUCCUCUUCAUAAUUCUCUUCAGAUUCUUCUACAGCAGUUGACCCUUGACCUCAGAAGAUGGAUAACGCUACAUACAGCUACGUGAACGACUGCACUCCGCUCACUAACUGUAAGUCCGGCCGUAAGGUGGGUGGCUCGACUGUGGUCAACAUGAGCCACGCAGGCAAGAAGCCACCGAACGACUAUCUGGUGUGGUCCCUCUGUAACACUCUCUAUGUCAACUUCUGCUGCCUGGGGUUCAUGGCUCUCAUCUAUUCCAUCAAGGCACGAGAUCAGAAAACCCUUGGCGACAUGCGGGCAGCGCAGGAAUGCUCAGACAAGGCAAAGUGGUACAACAUCUUGGCAUCGGGCUGGAAUCUCCUGAUUCCUCUGUUGUUUCUGGGUCUGCUGGUCCUGCUCAUCGUUCAUCUGGGGAGCUCGCAGGGAACAUUUGAUUUCUUUGGUGAAGAUGGAUUCCAGAGCUUCAUGAAGCUGUUCAGCAGGUAGAAGAACGACACCUGGAAUCGCACCACGUGAACUCAACUCCCGGGACUUUAUUCACUUACACCACUUUGACAAUGUUUUCUUGAGCUAUGUCAUGAAGUAUUAUUAUUUAGAUUUUUUCAUUAUUAUGUCAAUGUACUGUAUACUGUAUACUCAUAAGUAUAUCUGCCUCACAAUUCUAUUUUAUGCUUUAAAU
Molecule: messenger RNA, 685 nt
Organism: Triplophysa rosa
Lineage: Eukaryota; Metazoa; Chordata; Actinopteri; Cypriniformes; Nemacheilidae
Gene: ifitm5
Product: interferon induced transmembrane protein 5
Exons: 2
Coding region: 64-492 (142 amino acids)
Cellular component (GO): plasma membrane
Source: RefSeq, a predicted model, not a curated record